This is a messenger RNA of Exophiala dermatitidis NIH/UT8656, 1776 nucleotides long. RefSeq lists its product as uncharacterized. The record is from RefSeq and is a predicted model, not a curated record. Bases 1 to 1776 code for a protein of 591 amino acids. NCBI's taxonomy places the organism in Eukaryota, Fungi, Ascomycota, Eurotiomycetes, Chaetothyriales, Herpotrichiellaceae. The transcript is spliced from 2 exons.
AUGGAUGUCUCCAGAAUCUGGGGUCUCUCCGGACUCUGGUUUUGGCCGGCAGGUCGGCAUAAACCUGCCGAGGUAGAGAAGGUAGAUAACUCCACCGACUUGAGUCCGCGUCGACAGGCCAAGCUCGAAGGCAACGCCUCCCCCACCGGUCGAGAGACUCUCCUAGAAGAGGGUUCAGCAGCUGCCAUCAAGCCAGUCAUUGAGAUACGUGGGUCAGGCUCCAGUGUACCUGCAUUUGAGCACAUUCAGCACCCGACGAGAUCCGAUCCCGCCAGUUUGGCAUCGCACGUCACCUCCAGUUCAAUCUCCGGCCACCCUCAGACAAGUGGAGAAGGCCGUCCAGGAGAGCCGGGCGAUAUCAUCUGGGACCAGCCUGAACGGCCAACCUCACAAAAUGGAGCGGACCACCCCCGUUGGGGAGACAUUGUCCGCGCUCUUGAAACGAUCAAAAACACAAAUCAGCAGGUAACUGACACGGUUGGAGAAUGGAAUGCCUCUAGGACUGCUCUGUUCUUCAUGUUGGAGACAACCAUGCAGUCAUUAGAUGCGUUCACACAACGAAUGACUGGCUUUGCCAACGACUUCGGACUCCCUUCCGACCUCACGUCUAGGUUUGAAGGAGUUCGCGAGGAUUUUGAACGGGUAUACUUCGAGUUUUUUGCGCCUUUGCACGCUAGGCAAGAGGUAUACACUGAAGCUGAAAUGGACAUUAUCCACAAGCUUUAUCGCUGUGACACACUUCUGGACAGAUUGAUUGCUGGUCAUACUGACAUAUCGUCGCCGGCAAGCCCUUCUCGUGCCUCUCCGGCCGCUCCGGCGCACACAGUCGACGAGAACCUCCUUAGGUUCUCUCCAGUAGCUGAACGAUACCAGUCUCAGCUGCAUGAGGUGGAUAAUAUCCUGGAAACGCUGGAGGAAGGACGCGUGGAGCGUGCUCAUCUGAUGCAGGAACAAGAAUCCCGAGCUCGAUUAGGCCUCACUUUGGACCCCGAAUCUCUACAGUCCCUGGCGUCAAUCCAGGAGUCGGAACCUGUAUUGCUAGAGGAACUCGAUUAUGCCGAACUGGUCUUAGGUGCCUUUAGAUGUCUGAUGCAUGACGAAGAAGCUUCCCAGGUCCCCGAGGAUGGCCUAUUAGGCACAAAAGACGAUGUCGGCGGUCCGCUCAAGCCUACUGACCCUAUGUCCUCGUUGGACUCCUCCAGAAUAACCUCGGCCAAUCUACAGAAACUGCAACUGCCCAGUCUAACGCUUCAAAGGCUCGAAACCCUGCAAACGCGCUCCAUCAAGUUUGCAGACAACCUGACAGGGCCGAUCGCAGAUCCCAUCGACCGGAGCAACUUUGUAAACAUUUGGUUAUUGCAUCGAACGUGCUCCGUGCCAAGUCUAUUCCGCCAGUUUGUCGAUCUCUUCAAUGUGGACAAUCUGCCAGGACACCCUCUUCUUCGCAAAACACCGGUGGAAAUGGAACACUUCUUCCUGCACAUGUGGUUCAACGACGGUUCAGACGUCGACUUUGCUCACCAUCACCAGUUCGCAAAAGACCAUGGCUCGAAGCUGGUGUAUGUCGCAGACUCGGUGUCCGUCGAACACAGCAGCGACUCGUCGUUCACUCGAAAACCUGCCUCUCUUCCGCUGCUGCGGUUGGACCCGUCCACCACGUCUCAGGAUAUCAUUUCCCGAGCAAGUCAGACGAGGAAGGAAGUUCGAUCGUCGGUGUUUUACCACGUUGCACGAACUGCCCAGAGCCAUCCUGCGUCUGGUAUCACUUUCAUCUAG